This is a messenger RNA of Protopolystoma xenopodis, 324 nucleotides long. The record is from the annotation of a GenBank genome assembly. NCBI's taxonomy places the organism in Eukaryota, Metazoa, Platyhelminthes, Monogenea, Polystomatidea, Polystomatidae.
AUGAUACUAGUUGAGACCGUUACUGACACCAACGCGGUAUCUCCUCCUACAACUAGUCAAAUUGCUAGAAAAUCACUUCACAUGCCUGAUUCACUGCCUCUUUCCACUACAGAGGAAACAUCUACUGUUGCCACUUCCACAGCCGAAGCAACCUUUGAUAACGUGGAACUAUUGGGACAAAAGGCUUACUCAGUCAUCGCUGCUCCUGCACAGUCAGAAAGGAGUUUGUACCUAGCAUCAACGGAAUCAACAUCCCCAGAAUUUCCUUCCCUCUUAGCUUCUUUGUCGGCUGUAAGUUCUAGUCAUCUUUGUGCAAUAUCUUAA